AUGGACACCAUCUCGUCGUUUAUCGCUCACACAGCCCUGACACCGAUGCUGAUACAUGCCGAGACAAUCUCCCAGGACAUGCGCAUCAAGCUUCAGCUUCUCGAAUUCAUCACUACGUGCAAUCAGAAUCAAUAUAAUAGCACAACAGCAAACAAUCAAUCAUCACGGCAUGGAUUCGGAGAGCAGAAGGAAGGAUUUACGAUCUCGACUGAACGUCAAGUCUACCCACCACACUCGAAACCCGAGGCCCCGAGACCACACAUUGAUACGAACAACGACCGUACCCAACUAAGACUGGACAUCCUUCCUGCCAUCGCCUAUGCAUUCAUCUCCGUGUGCAUCGUCGCAAAUGACCAUUUGUCCAACACUAACUGGGCCGAUAUUGCAGCCCAGCUCAUGCUAAAAGCUGCGUCUGAGAAACAUGGUUCUCAUGGGAGUACAACGCCCGACAUAUUUUAUGAAUUGAUAGCCCAAGCACCAGAGGCGCUCAAAAAACAGCCUGACUGGCAACGAGUGGCUGAUAAGUAUGAAACUUACCUACAGCCACCGCUCGGACUUCUGGAAACCGCACUGAAACGCCUGCCUACGCAUCAACUUGGAACCAUCAUUAUCGAGUUCUUGUUUGAUCUCAUGAGGUGCCUGAACCCCCCGGUUCUGUUACAGCUCGAGAGAGGGAAGCUCUAUGGACUGAGCCGAGCGGAAACACAGGGGCUGAAAACCAAGGUUGGACUGCGAUGA
Messenger RNA from Aspergillus viridinutans, 738 nucleotides. RefSeq lists its product as uncharacterized. The record is from RefSeq and is a predicted model, not a curated record. The coding region runs from base 1 to 738 and encodes 245 amino acids. The transcript has a single exon. NCBI's taxonomy places the organism in Eukaryota, Fungi, Ascomycota, Eurotiomycetes, Eurotiales, Aspergillaceae.